CGACCUGCCAUCACCCUAGUUACGACCUUAUUCUGUCCCUGUUAAUUGCAGUUCUCUGGUCAAUCUGGAGUCCUGUGCAAGUUAGUUGUCAUAGUGACAGCUCCAUCCUGCUGCAGGAUAUUCAUAUAUGGGACCAUGGCAGAAGUGCUGGAAAUGUGGUGUCGGCUUACAUAGUAGCUUCAGCCAAAUAAGGGCAUGAACUUCAGUCCAAUGAGAACCUCAUCAGUUACCAACUGAAUCAGGGCAUGGAGGAUUUCUUUUAAAGAAUCGUUUCAGGAAUGUAUUUAGUAAAAACCUUAGACAUUAUUUAAAUAGUAUUUGGAAUCUUAUACUACUUGGCUAAAAUGAGCACUAAAUGUUGACCAACAAUUUCAUGCUGGGGUUUGUGGACCUUAUUGGAGCACCCGUGCGCUGAAGGAAGGCAAAAAACUGCAGAAUUUGUACCGAGUUUCGUUGUAGUUGCUACUGAAUAGUAACCUAGCAGUCAAAGCUCACAUUUUUGGACAAUGAAUCGUUCUUCCCAGGACACUGACUCUCGUGGCUUUCAGGAAGACGGGAAGCUUUAUGUUGUGGAUUCCAUAAAUGACUUGAACAAACUAAACCUGUGUCCUGCUGGAUUGCAGCCUGUGUUCCCUCUAGAGGAGAAAAUCCCAGUCCUCGGCACUAACUCGGGAAAUGGAAGCUGCAGUCUGUUCUUCGUGGGGCUGAUAAUUAUGCUGAUUGUCAGCCUGGCACUGGUUUCCUUCGUGAUAUUUCUAAUAAUUCAAACUGGAAGCAAGAUGGAAGAUGUGUCAAGAAGAUUAACAGCUGAGGGAAAGGACAUAGACGAUCUUAAGAAAAUCAACAGCAUGAUCUUGAUGCGACUCAACCAACUGGACUCUGAACAGAACUAGAGAAAUUCUCUUUCAAGAGUAACUGCUAACAUGUUAACUGUGUCUGUACAGGGUUAAGAACUGAGAAAGUGCAUUUGCCCGGGCAGCAGAUUUUCUGGAUAGUGAACCCAGCUCUGGGGCCUACUUACCGCUGCAGGGAUGGGAGCAACUUCAAGACAUGGGGGUUUGGGGAUAGCAGCCUCAUUUAAUGGUAUGGUCCUGCAGCUUUAAUGGGGCUAAAUGUGGGUGGUGUGAACAAGUGGCUGGCAUGGAGGGGAAUCGGUAGUAUGCAAAAGAGUGGCUGCAUAAUUACAACUUCUCUUACAGAAGGAGCUUUGUUAUUAGAACAUCACUGUGUCAAUCACGUUUAUGAUGCCUUGUGCACCUUCACAGAUUCCUGUGAAAACCCAAUGAAUAUUUCUAAUUAGACUUAGAUGAUCAUUCUCUUUAAUAAAAGGGAUUCUGUUCAGGUGAAUGGACUUUGGCACUUAUUUUCCCAGGGACAGGGGACUGGUGGACUUCAGAGCUAGUUGUCACAUGGUGUUUGCUGGCAGAAAUAGAUGUGUGGUGGUGGAAAGGGAGGAGUCAAAAGAGAAAGCUUAGUUAAUUGAUUUAACUAAUGUUUAUUGAGCUCCUAUUUUGUGCAAACCAUCCUACUCUAGAGGAAGUUCAAGUAGGGAAAAAAGGAAAUGUACAUAAAUAAAAUAUGAGAUUAAAAUGGU
Molecule: messenger RNA, 1594 nt
Organism: Choloepus didactylus (southern two-toed sloth)
Lineage: Eukaryota; Metazoa; Chordata; Mammalia; Pilosa; Megalonychidae
Gene: LSMEM1
Product: leucine rich single-pass membrane protein 1
Exons: 4
Coding region: 507-893 (128 amino acids)
Source: RefSeq, a predicted model, not a curated record